This is a messenger RNA of Cygnus olor (mute swan), 4305 nucleotides long. RefSeq names its product protein NDNF-like. Lineage: Eukaryota; Metazoa; Chordata; Aves; Anseriformes; Anatidae. The transcript is spliced from 3 exons. The record is from RefSeq and is a predicted model, not a curated record. The coding region runs from base 1580 to 3340 and encodes 586 amino acids. Gene Ontology annotation, molecular function: protein binding. Gene Ontology annotation, biological process: extracellular matrix organization.
AUUUAAUCUUACAUUCAGCCAGGUGCUAAGAUUAUCACAGACCUUUUGAAAGAGGAAAGGAAUAUUCUAAUUAUUAGGAUGUUAAGUAGGACAUUCAGAUGAUCUGGGAGUGAUAAUUUUAAUAAUCUCAGUGAUUCUGAAGAUAUACAUCACUUUGGGAAUUUGGAAGUAAGUGAUGAAAAGUCUUGUACGUGGAAGUCCACAGCGUAUUCAGUACUACAUUUAAAUGUGCAGGUCUUGAAUGGAUUUAUAACAGAACUGGCUCUUUUAUAGACUCAUUUAGGUGAAUCAUAAUGAUCAGCAGCUCUGCUGAGUUGUAGACUGAGUGCUGAAGUCAAAAGCACCUUUGCAGACACCGAGAGGAAAUGGCUGAUCUCAGAAACAAGUAAAAAUUACGAAGUAUUGAACCUUUGUCUUUUAUGUUCUCUUCAUCAUUGACUGAUAAUCAGAUUCAAGCAGGAUCUUUACUCCUUCUUGCUGCUUGUAAGAUGCAAACUACUUUUCCCAUAAAGGGAUAUUGCUCACAGAGCUCCCUCUGCUUUCCAAAUCCCUGAGCUACAGCUGUCACCUGUUUUUAAAGGUCUAUUCCCUUCUCUUUAAAGCCUUUCCCACUUCUGUAUUUUCCCCUUUCCAAAGCAGAAUGUGGCAGAGAGAAAAGGUUGCAAGGAUAAUCAACAAUCUCACAUAACAGUGUACUGUCAAAAUUUUGUCUGAACUGGAGCCUCCUGUGUAGUUCUGUACAAUGUAUAAAGAACAGUUCAAAUAAUAUAGGCAUUUUCAUAGGUGAGCUCUGGAAGUGUUUGAGCAGUGCAUUUUUCUUUCAUAGAUUUGAGAAGCUGAUAAUAAAGCCUUUUGACAAAAGGGGGUGGGCAUAUAUGAUUUCUGAAACCCAGUAAGGGUGAAUACUAUAGAGCUGUUACAGUUCAAGUGAGUAGCAAAUGCUGCAAUGGUCUGGAAGUGAUGCAGGUAUGAAAGAUGUAUAAUUCACAACCUCAGAAUGAUUUAUGCAGCUACCCAAACAACAAGAUAGUUACCUUCCAAAUUAGAUGCACACAACUUAAAAUUAAUUUAGAAUUAAUGUAGGGCUACUUAUUCAGGAUCUGCCACUUUUCAAACAAGAUUUCACCCAACUCUGAAUAACUUGUUUUGGUCUUCCUUACAUAUACCUAUCAUCAUGAGAGAUGUGCAAUCUGUAUGAAAAAAAUUCAAUGACCUCUGACAGAAAGCAUGUUUGGGAUAGUGACCGCCUGUGAGUUUCAAAAUAAGUUCCAUUACAAAUAACCUGGCUUUGAAUUUAGUAAAUGAAUAUUAUAAACCAGGAAAAAUUGUAAUAUAAUUCUCCAUUCAUUCCAUCAGCAAUGAAUUUUUUUUUUGGCAUGAUAUUGCAUUUGUGCUACAUUGACUAUGUGUAUAUAUAUGUAUGUAAUCCUAUAAUUAAAGAUUUGACAGCAGCUUCUGCCAUUAAAUCUUUGCAAUGAGAUGUGAGAAAAAUAUUUCUCUGUGAAUUAAAAACAAUUCAGCAAAGUGGAAACUGGCCGUUUGAAUGCCUGGCUUGCUGUGAUUAUGAUCAAUAUCACUAAUGGAACAAAAAUAUAAGGUCACUGAUUUUCUCCCUCAAGACAGCAGUUUACAUUCACUUUUGUCAUUUCACUUUGCAGUAUUGAAGAUGUCUUGGUGCUGGUUUUAUCUGCCUCUCCAUCUUCUCAUGGCUGCUUGCUUGUGUCAUUCCAUCAAAGCACCCACCAGCAGUUCGCAACAGAGCUUCAAGAGCAACCUCUUCAACUUCUACCACUCUCUAAUUCUUGCCGAUGGUAAGGAAACCACAAUUCACCUGCUGAAGGAUAUCCCUAAAAGGUACUACUUUGUUCUGGAGGAAGGCAGAGCCCUGGCACCUUUCUCAAUAACAGUGACCCCCUGUGAUGUUCCCAUCGAAUGGAGCAUACUUGUGCACAAGGCUUCAGCAAGCUUCCUUGGAAAAGUAGCACAAGGUGACCACGAUACACACGAUGUCUCAAAAGCCCAGAAGGCUACAAGCUUUGUGUCAACCAUUUUCAACUACAAGGGAAAUUCUGUAGAGACUUACAUGGGCAUGUCUUCUCAUUCUGCCCUCUACAUGCUGGAGUUCUUAUCCACCGAGCGUGAUACACACAUCACUGUGUACUUAACAACUGACACAACAUCUGGGCACCUCUAUCCAGAACUGCCGCUGGAUCCACGCUUAGAUGUGAUUGGCACUGGACAUACAACAGUGACUCUGACCUGGAAACACAGUCCCUCUGUCUUGCAACAUAGAGAAAACAUACAGUACUGUCUUCUAGUUAAUGAAAAGCACAAUUAUAAGAGCUUGUGUGCUGCUGAGACUGCGAUCAGAUCCUCUGGAAUGAAACUGCCAGCUACGUUAGCUUUGUCUCUCUCUCCGUACCUUCUUGAGCCACAGCAGGUGAUGAUAUUGUCCAACAGUGAGCUGAGCAUCAUCAACAGAGUGAGCAGUGGGGAAGUCAGGCAGAUAUGCAUGGGUACCAAGAACACUUACACUGUGCCCAAUCUCAGUCCCAGCACUCAGUAUUAUUUUGACGUUUUUGUUGUCAAUCUCCUCACGAACGCCAGCGCUGCUUACACUGGGACAUUUGCAAGAACUCUGGAAGAACCUGAACCUAAGGUGAUGGAGCUGAAAGAUGGGAAGGUGAUUCAGGUUGUCCUGGAUGGAAAAAAGCAGAAAUUCCACACACUGCAGUACCAAGCAAGGCACAAGAAAGUACAAUUUACCUUUCAAUUGUGUCGUGGUCAAGUACGGGUUCACAUAACAAAGAAUGGUAAAACAGUGGCAUCAGAAAACAUUUUGGGACUGAGAUAUUUGUCACUGAAGGGAAAGCUGCUGGACACAUACCUGGUGCAGCUGAGGUCCACAGAGGAAUCUAACUCUUCUGUGAAAGUACAGGUCUCCUCUCAAUUCAACAAGCCCUUAUUCCCACUUCUUCCAGAAAGGUUAAAAAUCAAGUCUUUCAGCAAACUGAGGACCUGCAAUUCCAUCACCAUCGCCUGGCUAGGAACGCAAGAGCAGAGCAAGUACUGCGUGUACAAGAAAAGGAUUGAAGAAGAUCAAGUGUGGAUGGAACUGCGGAGCACAGACAGGUGCUCUGGACCUGAAUCUCGGCACAAGUCAGAGAAAGUGCUGUGCAAGUAUUUCUAUGAUGUCAAUCUCCAGCGAGCUGUCACCACUGAGACCAUCAAAGGGCUGGAUGCUGGGACACUUUACUUGUUUGAUGUUUACCUCAUCGGGCCAUCUGGCAUCCCUGUCAGAUAUCACAGCAAAGUUGUGAAGACCAGGAAAAAAUGCUGAAGGUUCUUCACAAAAUGUUUUGGAAUGAAUGAAGACUUAUCAAAACCUAUGCCAAUCCAUGCCACAGCCCGUACAGUUUAAUAUAUGCUGACAAAAAAAAUCUAAAGCUGUGAGAUUCUGCAGAGGAACGAUCUUAGGUUAGACCAUUACACUUACUUGUGCAUCUUCUCCUGCUUAAGUUUUUCUCAGCUGUCUCAUUCACAUAACAAAAACAGACUUGAAAUAAAUCCAUGUACAUGGAAAUAAAGUACCCACAAUUGCACCCAUGAGAAAUAGAUCAGUUACCUAAAAUGCUUCUGAAAUCCAAUACAAAAGUGAUGGGAAAUGCCUCUCAAGGAGCACACAUCAUUAUUGUUGAAGUCCCACAGAGUUUUCCACUACAUGUAACUCCAUCACUUAAUGAAGAACUGAGAGCCCACAAGUCAAACUGUUUUGAGAAAUCAAACUUCCCUGCUGCUUGAACAGUUUGCAGGGAUGGAGACAAAAAGAAAAAAAGCCGCAGAACUAGGGUCAAGCUGCAACAGCUCUACAGCUUAAGUAGCGCAGGCUGAAAUACUUUCCCUGCUGCCUGCACAUUUGCUUGAUUUUCACUUCUAGAGAGAAACUGUGCUUGGGGACAAAACAUGGGCCAGGAACUGCUUCUGCAUCCAGUUUUGCUGGGGAGCAUACAAAUACAGUGCUGUGCUGCUACCCAUUGAGGAAAGGAAUAAGUAAGGAAUCCUACUAUUUCCUUCCCAGUAAGGAAAGGUUGGUUUUUUUUUUUUUCCAAUCUGCAGCUCCUGAUAUCAAGCCCAUGUCUAUUCCUGUGUGACACCUGUGUGAUAUACUUGCUCUUUACAUUCCCAAUCCAGCCUGUAUCAACGAAUGUGUUGCUUUAGCAAAAAAGUAAAUGUGGUUUUCCUUUUAGAUAUCAUGGAGGGAGAAAUAUUUGUAGUAAAAAGCCUGACAAACUUUUGUCUUUGUUU